AGGAUCAAUGGAGCGGAGCUCGCACCGUCCCCUGCCGGGUCUGUCUGCCGCCGCCGCCUUCAGCCUGGGUUCGAAUGACUGGGAAUGGCGAGCGCCUGCCCCAGCCGGCACUUGGUGAGAUGAGCUCAGGCGGCAAUGGGCGCUCGGGGUAUUUGUGCAGAUUUUUCCCUGCCUCUGAAUAUUACUGCACAGAGCAUUUACGUAACCCGCAGCCUCUCCCCCCAACCUCUUCAGCUUCUCCCUCUGCUGCUGGCAAGCCUGAGCCGAGGGUGUUUUGUGUUAUACCAGAGGAGCUGGUGACGAUUUGAAUGCCUGCUACGCCUAGGAGGGAAAAACUCGGCUGUUUCACUCAGGGGGAACCAUGCACUCGGUGAUCUGGGUGGAAGGGCUCCUGUGUCAACUGUUUGUAUUUCUAACUUCAUGUCGGGGAUUGCGUUUACAUCCAAAACAAGAGAACUUCAUAAAGCAGCUAAGAUCUUACGAAAUAAUUACGCCGACGCGGGUGAACGAUUUCGGAGAGGUCUUUCCUCACGCCCUUCACUUCAGGAGGAAAAAACGGAGCUCUGGGCUGGAGCUGUGGACAACCCGGGCUCACUACCAGAUCAGCGCUUUCGGACACCUCUACCACCUGAACCUUAGCGCCGAGUCCGGCUUUAUCGCACCAACCUUCCGCGUCAGUCACCUGGGCAGCGCCGAGCACGGGGAGCCGCACUCGGACCUGAAGCACUGUUUCUAUGCAGGGCACGUCAACUCUCAGACUGAGCACACUGCCGUCGUCAGCGUCUGCACUGGCCUUAUGGGCACUUUUCAAACUGCCAAUGGACAAUAUUUUUUGGAACCUCUCCUGAAGCCAGAUGGAGACCAGUAUGAAGACGAGCACAAUAAACCCCAUCUCAUUUACCAGCAUGAACCACUGGAUAAUAACCCCCUGAGGAAAUCUUCUCAUCCUUGUGCAUCUUUAGAUCAGAAUCAUAAAACGAGGAAAAAACACUUAAAGAUGCACAAUGCUGGCAGUAUCAGAGAACACCUCACUAGUUUACAAAAGGUAAUUAAACCGACACGUUUACCAACCAUGGAACCUGAAGUGGGCAACAAAACACAGCAUCAUAUACGGCAAAAGCGCUUUUUGUCUUAUCCAAGAUUUGUGGAGGUCAUGGUCACCGCUGACAGCAAAAUGGUCUAUCAUCACGGGAGGAAUUUACAGCACUACAUUCUAACACUUAUGUCAAUAGUGGCUACAAUCUACCGAGAUUCAAGUGUGGGAAACCUGAUCAACAUUGUCGUUGUCAAGUUAGUUGUGAUUCACAAUGAGCAAGAAGGCCCAUCCAUCAGUUUUAACGCAGCUACAACACUUCAUAACUUCUGUGUGUGGCAGCAGAGUCAGAACACCUUGGAUGAUAAUCACCCGUCUCACCAUGAUACUGCAGUCCUAAUGACCAGGGAAGACAUUUGUAGAGCUAGAAACAAGUGUGAUACUUUGGGAUUAGCAGAACUUGGCACAAUGUGUGAUCCAUAUCGCAGUUGCUCCAUCAGUGAGGAGAAUGGACUGAGCACAGCUUUCACUAUAGCACAUGAGCUUGGGCACGUGUUCAACAUGCCUCAUGAUGACAGCAUCAAAUGCAAAGAGGCUGGAGUGAAGCAUCAGUAUCAUGUUAUGGCUCCAGCCUUGAACUACCACACCAACCCCUGGACGUGGUCAAAGUGCAGCCGCAAGUACAUCACUGAGUUUCUAGACACGGGUUAUGGAGAAUGCCUACUUGAUGAGCCUGUAGCGCGGAGCUAUGACUUGCCAGCCCAGCUACCUGGUCAAAUCUACAACGCAAACAAGCAGUGUGAACUGAUGUUCGGAGCAGGAUCACAAGUGUGCCCCUACAUGAGACAAUGCAAGCGGCUGUGGUGUACGAGUGCAGAAGGAGUACACAGGGGUUGCCGUACACAGCAUAUGCCUCUGGCUGACGGGACAGACUGUGGCCAUGGAAUGCAUUGUUGGCACGGGCUCUGCGUGAACAAGGAGAUGGCGGCAAGGCCAGUGGACGGAGCGUGGGGGCCCUGGGGACCGUACGGAGCGUGCUCCAGGCCGUGCGGGGGAGGCAUCAGAAACGCAGUGAGAGACUGCAACAAGCCGGAGCCCAGGAAUGGCGGGAAGUAUUGUGUGGGUCGUAGAAUGAAGUUCCGAUCCUGUAACACCGAGCCGUGCCCAAAGGGCAGAAAGGAUUUCAGGGAAGAGCAGUGUUCAGAGUUCGAUGGGAAGCAUUUUAACAUCAACGGGUUGCCAGCAAACGUGCGUUGGCUUCCGAAGUACAGUGGCAUUCUGAUGAAGGAUCGCUGCAAGCUUUUUUGCCGUGUGGCUGGGACGACUGCAUACUACCAGCUCAAGGAUCGCGUCACCGACGGCACCACCUGCGGCCCUGACACCAACGACAUCUGUGUGCAAGGCUUGUGCAGACAGGCGGGAUGUGAUCACGUGUUGAAUUCCAAAGCAAGGCGGGACAAAUGUGGAGUGUGUGGAGGAGAUAAUUCCUCUUGUCGGACCCUGGCUGGUACUUUUAACAAUGCACAGUAUGGGUAUAAUGUUGUCGUACGAAUACCUUCAGGAGCAACAAACAUUGAGGUACGGCAGCACAGUUACUCAGGGAAACCAGAAGAUGACAAUUACCUUGCGUUAUCUGACAGUCAAGGCAAUUUCAUCCUGAAUGGAAACUUUGUGGUGAGCAUGUUUAAGCGAGAGGUAAAUCUACAGGGAACCACAAUCGAAUACAGUGGCUCAGACAGUGAUGUGGAACGGAUUAACUGUACAGGCCGAAUUGAAGAAGAGUUGAUUCUUCAGGUUUUGUCUGUUGGAAAUUUGUACAACCCUGAUGUGCGUUACUCCUUUAAUAUACCAAUAGAGGAUCAGCUGGGAUUGUUUGUUUGGGACCCGUAUGGUUCAUGGCAAGAGUGCAAUAGACCGUGCCAAGGGGAACGGAGGAGAAAGGUGGUCUGUGUGCGGAAAGCAGAUCAGCUGGUUGUUUCUGAUCAACGAUGCGAGCACUUGGCUCACCUGACUGCAGAGAGUGAGCUGUGCAAUAUGGACUGUGAAUUAAGGUGGCAAGUCUUAGGGAAGAGUGAAUGUACGGCACAGUGUGGACCAGGGCAUCGAACACAGGAUAUUCACUGCAUGAGGUACAUCCACGGGAAAGGACUGAGCGAGUCCAUGGACGACAGGUAUUGUGCCGAUCAACCGAAGCCUCCCAGCCGAGAAGCCUGCCAUGGUGAUUGCCUCAGGACCAGCUGGCAUUAUACGUCCUGGUCACAGUGUUCCAAGAGCUGUGGUGGGGGAGUAACGACGCGGGAAGCCUACUGCAUGAACAACCUCGGGAGACGCCUUGUAGACCGAGAGUGCAACGAGCAUCAGAGUGUUACAUCUCAGCCGUGCAGUGAAUUCCCCUGCCCUGAAUGGACAGCCAGCCAGUGGAGUGAAUGUCUUGUCACAUGUGGGAAGGGCACAAGGCAUCGGCAAGUUUCCUGUCUGCUGAAUAACGAACAGCUGCAGGAUGAAUUUUGCAAUCCAAGUACGAAGCCAGAGAGCACAGACAACUGUGAGCUCCAGGAGUGUGCCUCGUGGCAGGUCGGAGCCUGGGGGCAGUGUGCUGUCACCUGUGGCCAUGGAUAUCGGUUGCGAGCAGUGAGGUGUGUGGCUGGGACGUUUGGUGCAAUUAUCGACGACAGGGAAUGCAAUGCUGCAAGCCGUCCAAGGGAUAACCAGGAUUGUGAGAUGCCUUCCUGUUUAGAACUUCCUCAGAUGGCCUCAAGUCCGAGUCCAGCCACUCAGAAGGAGGCAAUGGCCCAGUGGAGAUUCGGAUCCUGGACUCAAUGCUCGGUCAGCUGUGGUGAAGGAGCGCGUGCCCGCUACGUCAGCUGCAGGGACGCUCAGGGUGGAGUGGCUGAUGAAAUGUUCUGCGCACACUUGCCUCGCCCCCCUGAAGCAGCGAUGUGCUACAGUCCCUGCGGGAGAUGGCAUGCUGGCGAAUGGUCACCAUGCUCUGCCACCUGUGGUCCUGGGACGGCCACUCGCCAAGUUGUCUGCGUCACCUUUCAACAUCAGCUGGCGGCUGAGAGCGACUGCGACGCCAUGGAGAGACCCGCCGAGGAGCAGGGGUGCAGCUUGGCCUCAUGCCCCCGCGUCUACCCCCUUCACGACUACCCUGCCCGCUCCGCGCAGCGCGACCACACACCACCCCCUGCGGACUACCCUUCCCAUGACACAGUCAGUCAAAACAGGUGGAGCAAUCCGUCAGGGACAAGUCAGUGGAGGACAGGACCUUGGGGAGCAUGCUCGAGCACUUGCACAGGAGGAUUCCAGCGUCGGGUCGUAGUCUGUCAGGAUGUGGAAGGACGAGGUGUUGACUCCUGCGAUGAGAGAGUGAAGCCUGCUGAAACCAGACACUGCGACGCUGGUGCCUGUCCUCACUGGAACUACGGCAACUGGGGCGAGUGUACGCGACCAUGUAACAGUGGAACAAGGACAAGGCUGGUUAUCUGCCAGCUCCCACAAGGCCAACAGCUGAGUGACCAAAGCUGUGACAUCUUGGAGAAGCCUCUGGACAGGGAACAGUGCAACAUGCAACCUUGCCCCGGCAGUGUCUCGUGGCAUCGCGGACCUUGGAACUCGUGUUCUGUGUCCUGUGGGAAAGGGACCAAGCGCCGGGAAGUUGCCUGCAUUGACAUGGAGCAGGUAGCCGUGGACCACAAGCACUGUGAGCAUCUGAAGAAGCCUCGAGUUUACAAGCGGUGCCGAGCAGGUCGUUGCCCCAGCUGGAGGGCCACCCCGUGGAGGGAGUGCUCAGUGACCUGUGGAGCUGGGUUUCAGCGAAGGGAUGUCUACUGCAGGUUGAAGGGUUUCGGUCGGGUCAGCGAAGAAGUGUGCUAUCCAUCCUCUCGCCCAGCCGCCACUCAGCAAUGCAGACUUCCCGACUGCCUGCACUAUGAAUGGCUCGCGCAGGAAUGGCAAGAAUGCUCUGUGUCGUGCGGCGAAGGGGUGCGAAAGCGGCGCGUUCAAUGUGUCAGCCGCACCCACGGGCAGAUGGAGGACGAGUACUGUGACCGCAUGUCCAAGCCCCCUGCCAUACAAAGCUGCUCCGCUGCACCUUGUGAACACAUCUGGAUUGCAGGGGAAUGGUCACAGUGUUCGGCAAGCUGCGGGCCAGGGUAUCAACGUCGGAUAGUUUUCUGCAGUGAGGUCCACUCUGGGCGAGAUCUUUAUUCAUACGGCCUGCCAACAACCUCAACGAGCCGCUGUCCAAUGCCGCCGCCCCCCAGUGUUCACGAGUGCAACGUCCAGCAGUGUCAUGCCUCAGCCAGCUGGAGGCUGGGAGCCUGGAGCAAGUGCACUGUGACCUGUGGUGUGGGUACAAUGGAGAGGGAGGUGCAAUGCCUUACUGACGAUGGUCUGCCCAGUGAACUGUGCAAACUCAGCCAAAAGCCACGGCUUCACACCCCCUGCUUCACCGACACUUGCAGCGUUUCAGCAAGUUGCAGUGAAAUCCAGAAGACAAAGGAAGUGCAAAGGGAUGGAGAGUACCUGCUAAACAUCGAAGGCAAACUCAUCAAGGUAUACUGUGCAGGAAUGCAUUCUGAUUAUCCUCGGGAAUAUGUAACACUAUCCAGCGGAGAGGCAGAUAAUUAUUCUGAAGUUUAUGGAUACAGGCUGAGAAACCCUUAUGAAUGUCCUUAUAAUGGACACAGAAGAGAGGACUGCUCCUGCAGAAAUGAUUACCUGGCAGCGGGAUACACAGUGUUUCGCAGAAUACGGGUUGACAUCAGCUCAAUGCGUGUCAUAAUUACAGACCUGCAGUUCGCACGGACGGUCCACGGAAGAGCAGUACCUUUUGCAACAGCGGGAGACUGUUACAGUGCAGCCAAGUGUCCUCAGGGCCGAUUUAGCAUUAACUUAAGUGGGACCGGGCUGAAGGCAGCAGAAGCUUCAAAAUGGAUUGCACAGGGAAACUACGCAACAGUCAACGUGCAGAGGUCACAGGACGGCACUAAGAUAUCCGGGAAGUGCGGAGGUUACUGUGGAAAAUGUGUCCCCCAAACCAGCACCGGUCUUCGGCUGCAAGUACAGUGAGGCCCAGGCGCCGAGAGGAGACAGCAGCGACACCAAGAAGACCGAUGCUGUCAGUGGAAGUCAGACUCCAUGAUGGGGUGGACAGCGUGUCCAAAUGUCAGCAUUGUCAGGUGCAGCAAAGAUCUGUAACAUGUCUGAGAUCAGCCAGCAGUAACAUUAUCUCCUUCCCUUCCAGUGGUCAUCCAUUGUGGCCUGGCACAGCAGCAAUACCAAUGGAUAAUUACUUUGCAGCAUGUUUGGAGUGGAAACCCAGUGCACAUGUGUAACACUUGCUUUUCCCAAUUCCUGUCACUUUGCAAAUCAUCCCUACCAGAGGCCUUUGCAUGCACAGAAUCUAUGGACUGUUGGCCACUCAGUGUACCAGACCAAGACUGCCACGCUGUUUAUGAAGACACACGCUCACACUUGGUUAAAGCGGUCCAGGUAUUUACAUCCAAACUUUUCACAAUACAAGAGAUGGCUGUGGUCAAUGCUGCACUUCUCCCAGAUCUCUUCAUCCACCCACUCUGCACCGCACAAGACAUUCAUUCCCUUCAGAGGGGAAUUUGAAUUCACAUUUGCCUUUCCCUGUGAUGGAAACAAGCCCUGUAGUUGGAGGGAGAAAGCAAUGGAAUUGGGGUGCACUACACCAGCAGGACAUUAGCUGGUACACUGUUGAUACAUCUGUUGGGUUCCCUCUGCAGUUCAGUUUACAGAUCAAGAUUCAAGUUUACUUAUCACGUGUGCAUCUGCGUUUACACCUGGGGGCAGCCGCAAGUUCAUAAUAUAUUUCAAUGCUUGGCAGAGCAGCACAGAACACAACAAACAACAAAAAAAAACUUUCUUUACUUCCCUCCCACCUAAGGGUAUACACAGUUCUCGAACCCCAGGACUUCCUCAGCCUCGAGCCUGCGGUAUACUUGGGCUUGGACUUGGCUCACAGACACCGAGCUUUGACUUCCCAGCAGAUUUUCAGAGAUUCACAGACUUGGGGCUCUGGUCAAUGUUUCUGAUGUUGGGACCUGUCAAAGGCUCCACAUUUCUUCAUUAUUUCAUCAGAGAAGAGUCAGAAGGAUUCAAGGAUUUAAAAAAAACACACACUGAGAUAUUCUUUGUCAGAAAAUUCACACACUCUAAACCCUUUCCAUAUUUAGUUGGAAGUGACUUCUUUAGAGUUUAAACACUAAUUAUAUUGGAAGUUGCUGGGUUACAUCACCUCCUGUGUUUUAAACUAAAUACCUGACGAUGCUCUCCUGGGAACAGUCUAAAGUUUUUAUUUCACUAAAGUAACAUUUAACUCCUGCAGUGAAGCAGUUGCCAGGAGAAUGUCAAAGCUGUCAAGAGUCUACAGUGAACACUGGCUACCUCUCAGCAUAAGAUGUAUAAAAGAGAUAUAUUUUAUUAUGUUGUAAAAUAUUUAUGCACUGUUGUAUUUAUUACUUGAUAUCUUGUAUGUACACUUCUAACUACUGAAAUAGUCUCAGAUAAGGACUACUGUCCUCCCACCACAUAGUUAUUAUGGAAUUUUGUGAACACAGCGUUGAAAAGGAAGGGAUGCCUUAUCACAGGGGUGGCGAACCUUUUUCAGAGUGUGUGCCCAAACUGGUGAUAAUCUUCUAAACAAUUCAUGCAUGUAUCAUGAUAGUUUUGAGCAGAGUUAUCUUUGAUUAAUUAAUUAAUAGCAAUAAUUAUGGACUUUUUUAAGGAGAAAGGAUGGAUCCUUUUGCUUAUUUAUGUGUAUUCAUUGUUUUAUUAUUCAUAAAAUAUAAAAGACAGAUUUAAAUAAUUGAAGCAUGUUCAGAAUUGUUCAAAGUUAUUAAUAUUAACAUUUUAAAAAUACAAUUGUAAAAUAACGUAAUUUCUAAAUAGUAUUGUUAUUGUCCCUCAUAUAUGACACAAGAAACAUGAAUGUGAUAUUAUAAACUUUGGUGCAUUAAUGUGGGGUUUAAAGAAUUGACGGGCAGCAUUGCAUGCAUUGUGCCAACAUAAUUUUGCAUGUGCCAUCUUGGGUACAUAUACCACAGGUUCGCUGCCUCCGCUGAUCAUCACUGCUUUGUAACUGAACACCACAGUAUAUCACACUUACUACUAUGCAUUCUGCAAACGUUAGGUGAGACAACAUACUGUGUCUCCUCUUUACAUCAAGGUAAGUUUCACAGACUAACGUGAAAUGCACACACACACACACACUCUCUCACACACACAAGCUGAACUGGUCAGAAUAUCAACGUACCUGUUGUUACUGCUAGCUAGUGACCACUGCAGUUGUUUUCACAUGGGUAUGUAGUGGUCCGAGAUUAUAUCAGCUAUAGGAAUCGACUGUAGAAACACCUGAAAAAAAACAGCCUCUAAUUGAUACCACUCAGUGAGGACAAAACUGAACCUGUAAAGAGCAGCGUAUCCUCCCUGUUUACAUGGAGAGAUUCUAUUGGGAUUUUUGUGCUGGAACUUACUACAUCCUUUGUCACUAUUCUGACCGCCUAUUUUUAUACCAGAGUAAAAUUGGCAGUGGACCAUCUUACUAUGGGACUGGAGGUACAUGGAAAUUCUUUCAGUGUGUAGGUUGUCACCUCAAGAAGCAGCUUGUGAACUUGAACUGGAAUUGAAGUCAAGACACUGCCCAUGCUGGAAUCUGGGGCACCGGCAUUCUUGUGGAGGACCAUGAAAGAACCAUGAGACAUCUGUGGAGGGAAAGGGGUGGUCAACGUUUUGGGUUAAGACCCUGCAUCAGGUGCUAUCAAAUGUCACAUAACGCUCUGCCUCAACAGAUGCAGCCUGACCCUGGGUUUGUUUGUCAGAAAUGAAACGGAGUCAGAUUUAUAUCUUCUCUGUGUGGCCUUCUGAAACACCGACUGUUAUCUAUUGUUUGCGUAAUCAACAGACAAACUCAAGCCCUAGUUGUUCCAUCCCUUGAGGGAUACAGACACCUUAAGAGCCAGUGGACAUUAAGACAGCUAAUAUGUCCGGGUUAUUUAAACAGGCAACACCAGAGAGCCAGAUCUGAGCAUCUCCUCAUUGACCGUACUUCAGCAAAGGCCACACCAACUGGAGCCGAGCCUACCUCAAGUGCAGCUGAUCUGCAGCCUCCCACGUGACAAUUUGACAGCUCCCGAGCAGUACGUGGCUUAGACCAAUGCCGGAGCGCUGAGCACCCGAGGUCUGCUUAGCAGAAAGGGGUUUCGCUUUGGAGCUCCUUAGGCUGACAGAAGGUGCUGGGGAUUUGUUUUGCUGGUCUGUAUCUUGUGAUGAGCUGACGGCUACUAAUAAUCUACAACCUCUCAUGUACGUAGCCCAUCCCUGCAAAGGGCAGACAGCUAUUCAUCAAACCGAUUCCAGAUGUCAGAUAUUCACCGGCUGUGUUGUAAGCCCUGGAGAAAGUGAAACUUCUGCAAACACGAGCUGUUGAUUACAAGCUGCUUCUCGCAAGGCUCCUGGCACGUUAUACCCAGAAUAGAAUCAGGUAGUAGUCUGGCUAUACCUUCGUUACAGUGCUCAGGACGCAGGCAUGCAAAACAUAUUCAGCAUUUCUUCAGCAAUUAUGAUAUAGCUUGGCAAUUAACUAAUGAAUCUAAUCUUUGCAUGACAAUCUCAGUCAGUUAUUUUAAUUAUGGUAUUAUUUAUUUAAUUGGGCUCAUACUUGCCUCUAAGGAGAGCAGUACAAAUAUGAAUCAUUUGGCUGUUUUUGUGUCCAGUAAUUUGGAGUAUAUUUUUAAACACCAAAUACAACUGAACACGACCUUAUUUUUAAAUGCAUACUGGAAAAGCAUUGAGCCGUAUAGAUUCAGAUGCCGUGAGAGCAAUUUAACUGAAAGUCACGUUGUGCCUUUCCAACUGUAAUCAAAACCAAUGCACUGUGAGUCCUUAAUUCAACGGCUCCCUCAGUGGCGUUGGCCUCAGGAAAAGUUGUGGACCUGUCGCCUUGCAUGGCCAGGCAUGCUGCAGUUGUUUCCUCUUUGGUAGGCCUCUGCAGGUUGAGGGCGACUUGUUUCCACUCUGAAUCUGUGGGAUCUGAGGUGACCCUUGUCAGUAUGGGAC
This is a messenger RNA of Mobula hypostoma (lesser devil ray), 10120 nucleotides long. Its product is annotated as A disintegrin and metalloproteinase with thrombospondin motifs 20-like. The coding region runs from base 362 to 6106 and encodes 1914 amino acids. Gene Ontology annotation, cellular component: extracellular matrix. Gene Ontology annotation, biological process: extracellular matrix organization; proteolysis. Gene Ontology annotation, molecular function: zinc ion binding; metalloendopeptidase activity. Lineage: Eukaryota; Metazoa; Chordata; Chondrichthyes; Myliobatiformes; Myliobatidae. The transcript is spliced from 39 exons. The record is from RefSeq and is a predicted model, not a curated record.